Messenger RNA from Arabidopsis lyrata subsp. lyrata, 1403 nucleotides. RefSeq names its product probable ubiquitin receptor RAD23a. Lineage: Eukaryota; Viridiplantae; Streptophyta; Magnoliopsida; Brassicales; Brassicaceae. Gene Ontology annotation, molecular function: proteasome binding; damaged DNA binding; ubiquitin binding. Bases 143 to 1237 code for a protein of 364 amino acids. The transcript has 12 exons. Gene Ontology annotation, biological process: proteasome-mediated ubiquitin-dependent protein catabolic process; nucleotide-excision repair. The record is from RefSeq and is a predicted model, not a curated record. Gene Ontology annotation, cellular component: nucleoplasm; cytosol.
UAGCGACUGAUUGCCAAAAAGUCGGCAUUGUUCUACAGUGAUUGAAAAUCUGAAAGCACUUUUUUUAGGUCACUCUAUUUUUCUCUCCUUCGCCGGACUUCGCCGACGCCGCCGGUAAUAUCUUCUAGUCCAAUCCGUCGGCAUGAAGCUAACCGUUAAGACUCUCAAGGGUAGCCAUUUUGAAAUUAGAGUUCAGCCCACCGACACGAUAAUGGCGGUGAAGAAGAAUAUUGAAGAUUCACAAAGCAAAGACAACUAUCCUUGUGGACAGCAAUUGCUGAUUCACAAUGGCAAAGUUUUGAAAGAUGAAACUACUUUGGUGGAGAACAAGGUUACCGAAGAAGGUUUUCUUGUCGUCAUGCUUAGCAAGAGUAAAACUCCAAGUUCAGCUGGUCCCUCUUCCAUUCAACCUACUUCUACCACGACAUCUACCAUAUCUCCAACCCCGCUUGCAGCUCCGUCUAUAGCUGUGCCAGCUUCUAAUUCUACUCCUGUUCAAGAACAGCUGCCGGCACAAAGUGACACCUAUGGUCAAGCUGCUUCAACUUUAGUUAGUGGCAGUAGUGUUGAGCAGAUGGUACAACAAAUAAUGGAAAUGGGGGGAGGCAGCUGGGACAAAGAAACAGUUACUCGCGCACUUCGUGCAGCGUACAACAAUCCUGAGAGAGCAGUGGAUUAUCUAUAUUCUGGAAUUCCUGAAACAGUAGCCAUUCCAGCAACUAAUUUAUCUGGUGUAGGAUCUGGUGCAGAACUUACAGCUCCUCCUGCCUCUGGAGGACCUAAUUCAUCUCCUUUGGAUUUGUUUCCCCAGGAAGCAGUUUCUGAUGCUGGUGGUGGAGAUCUUGGAACGCUUGAAUUCCUCAGAGGCAAUGAUCAGUUCCAACAAUUACGCUCCAUGGUCAAUUCCAACCCCCAGAUUCUGCAGCCUAUGCUUCAAGAGCUCGGAAAACAGAACCCUCAACUUCUGAGGUUAAUUCAAGAGAACCAAGCAGAAUUUCUUCAGUUACUAAACGAGCCCUAUGAAGGAUCUGACGGGGAUAUGGAUAUUUUUGACCAACCCGAGCAAGAAAUGCCCCACGCAGUCAACGUUACCCCUGAAGAGCAAGAAGCGAUUCAACGGCUUGAGGCAAUGGGGUUUGAUAGAGCACUAGUCAUAGAAGCAUUCCUUGCCUGUGACCGUAACGAGGAAUUGGCUGCAAACUAUCUGCUAGAGCACUCAGCAGAUUUUGAAGACUGAGUUCGGACCUAAAAAAUCAGCCUUUUAACCAGAUCAGCGCACAACAAAUUUUUUGUUCCUCCUACCUCUUAUAUCUGACAUUUUACUCUGCUCAGAAUAUCGAAUGAUUAUAUAUCUCAUACUCACAUUUCCAUAUUUAUCCUAAAGAAUAAUCUGCGUUUUCCAC